AUGCAAUUCACGUUCAGCGUCAUUGGUUACCCAGCAGCUGGUAACACUAUGGGAGUUUCGAUCGGCGGCACGAUCACGAAGCUGGUCGCCAACGAGACCACCGUCCCCGUCUACACUGGCACCGUCCCCGGAAGCACCUCCGCCGUCCAGUACUCCUACGUCGAGGUCAACGCUGCCAAUGUCGCCGUCAAGUCCGAGGCCUUCACCCGCAAGCUCAACCAGACCACCGAUAUCUGGACCGAGAACGAGUUCUUUGAUCGCCCCAUCACCCAUCACGUCAUCCCUCGUCUCCCUUACACUUACCUUGCGACUUAUCCUUCAAAGUCCAAGGCCUUCAAGGAGACCCAGAUUGCUACCCUGCAUUUGACUGGUGACAAGACGGUCAUUGAUGCGUUGAACACCAACCCCGACACUGAAGCUGAAGCCCGUAUCUCGUUCCGGUUUAUUAACGCAAAGACGAUCUACACGCAGACCAACAUUACCUUGAAGACUUCUGGAAAGUCGUCCAAGGAGUUUGCCAAGCAGUCGUACAAGAUCAAAUUUGAUACCGAUUACAACCAGACCUUCUUCUCCCGUCCCAACAUCAAGCUCCGUUCCAUGGCGACCGAGCCUACGUACCUCCGUGAGAAGACGUUUAUCGAUACUUUGAACGCCGUCGGUGUCCCUACUCAACAGGGAUCCUAUGUCCGUCUCUUCAUCAACAAUGAGGCUUAUGGUCUUUACCUCAUGGUCGACGAUAUCAAGAAGUCUUUCGUCAAGCAGACUGUCCACAAUGGCGAUAACCUCGUCAUCCCCGGUUCCUUGAUCCAAGCCAACGCACCCACCCUCACUGAGCAGGCCGACCUCACCUACAAGGGACCCCUCACCGCCGCCUACGGAAAAGAAACCUACACCAUGGUGAACCUUGGAAACAACCCCGUGACCGAACCUCUCUCCCAGCUCAUCUCCUUCAUGAAGGACCUCCAGGAUUUCGAUCCCCUCACCAACACUGACCCCAUCAACUACUGGAACGCCACCCGUCUCGACCUCGACGGAUUCCUCCGCAACAUGGCUCUCGAGUACCUCAUGGGCGGAUUUGACAACUACUGGAUGUCCGGAUCGAACUACUUCAUCUACUUCAACCCCACCCUCGGCACCGCUGGCAAGUGGCAAUGGCUCCCUACCGAUUUCGACGGAACCUUCGGAAACGGUGCAGAGAUCGACCCCAAGGGCUCCUACAAGACCCUCUACAACUUCACUCCCGACCACCCCCUCGUCUCCAAGUUGAUCAUCAAGAGCACCGCCAUCAAUGCCCUCUUCACCACCAUCCUUAAGGAGAUCGUCUCGACCACCUUCAAGCCCGAGGCCAUGAACCCCCACAUCGAGGCCAUCAACAAGAUGAUCUCCCUCGACGCCCAAUGGGACUUAUCCCUCACCCGCAAGUCGCCCGGAAAGAACCCCGGUUUCACCUUUGAUGACUUUAACAACAACUUGGUUAACAUCACCAAGGAGAUGUCUGGAGCCAUCAAGCCCUGGAUUGCCGAUCGCGCUACUUCCAUCUCGACCGAAUUGGCCUUCACCAUCCCUGCCGGAACUGCCGAUCGUGUUGCCCCCCCUCCUCGCAAGGGUGGUAACGGAGAUGAUGAUGAUGAAGAAACUCCCGACGGUGGUAACGCCUCCCACAGCAAUGCUGCCUCGUUGACCGUCUCGGCUAUGGCUGUCGUUGCCAUGGUUGCUUCGUCUUUGAUGCUCUUUGCUUAA
This is a messenger RNA of Linnemannia hyalina, 1740 nucleotides long. NCBI's taxonomy places the organism in Eukaryota, Fungi, Mortierellomycota, Mortierellomycetes, Mortierellales, Mortierellaceae. The record is from the annotation of a GenBank genome assembly.